This is a messenger RNA of Chilo suppressalis (striped riceborer), 645 nucleotides long. NCBI's taxonomy places the organism in Eukaryota, Metazoa, Arthropoda, Insecta, Lepidoptera, Crambidae. The record is from the annotation of a GenBank genome assembly.
AUGGCAGCUGUUAUGAAACUUAAGACUUUACAAGGGCAUCUGCAGGAUCUUAAUGGCUUCGAGAAGCCGAAGAUACACUUUGAGCAGUAUGAAACACCUGCCCACAUUGCUGCUAUCAUGUUGUACAAUAUUCAGACACAAUAUGAAGGAUUGGAAGAUAAACUAGUAUUAGAUGCAGGUUGUGGACCAGGUUCUCUGAGUAUUGGAGCUGCACUCCUGGGAGCAGGAAUGGUAAUGAGUAUGGACAUUGAUGGGGAUGCUUUAAAAAUAUUCAACAAUAAUUUGGAGGACAUGGAAGUCACCAAUGUUGAUGCUAUACAAUGUGAUUUCUUAAAUACUUCAGUUUUCCGUUGGGAAAACUAUUUUGACACAGUUCUUAUGAAUCCACCAUUUGGAACUAAAAAUAAUUCUGGUAUUGACAUGAAGUUCCUACAAAUGGGCUUGGCUUUGAGUUGUGAUAGUGUUUAUUCAUUGCAUAAAACAACAACAAGGUCACACAUACAAAAGAAACUAAAAGAAUGGGGUGCCAAGGGAAGUGUGAUUGCAGAGCUGCAAUAUGAUUUACCAGCCACAUACAAGUUUCACAAACAACAGUCACGUGACAUUGCAGUUGAUCUGUGGAAAGUUCAGCAUCCUGACUCAUGA